Molecule: messenger RNA, 636 nt
Organism: Diabrotica virgifera virgifera (western corn rootworm)
Lineage: Eukaryota; Metazoa; Arthropoda; Insecta; Coleoptera; Chrysomelidae
Product: jerky protein homolog-like
Exons: 1
Coding region: 1-636 (211 amino acids)
Molecular function (GO): nucleic acid binding
Source: RefSeq, a predicted model, not a curated record
AUGGACCAAGGCGUUAUUUCUUCUCUGAAACGUAACUAUCGCUCAGCUAUCCUUCAGAAAAGAAUAGAAGAAGGGAACGACCUCAAGAGCUUUUGGAAGGACUUCACAAUCUUAGAUGCCAUCUACGAAGUACGAUCUGUUUGGGAAAAAACCAAACCGCUUACUAUCGUACGAUCUUGGAAAAAAAUCAUGCCCGACAUUUGUGAAGACGAUGACUUUCUAGGAUUUGAUGAGACUGAUUUUGUUGUUAAAAAUAUCACUGAAGCUAUAAAAGAUGUGCCAGGAGGAGAGGAAAUGGACGGAGAAAAUAUACUGCAGUGGUUGGAUUGUGAUGCGGAAGAUCAAGGGUAUGAGCAGCUGACAGAUGAGCAGAUUGUAAACAAGAUAACAGGUGGAGUUGGGGAGGACGAGAGUGAAAGUGAUGAGGAGGGGGGGUCACGCGAUCAACAACAAACAACUGUGUCGCAGAGUGCUGCAUUGGCGAGUGUGGAACAGCUGCUUGAGUACGUUGAGAGUCAAGAAGAUGCUCCAAUCGCAGACAAAAUUGUGUUACGAAACAUAAGAAGUAGAAUCAAAAAGAGAUGUUUCUCUGUUCAAAAACAGAAAACUGUUACGGAUUAUUUUGAAAGAAAGUAA